GUGCAGGAGUCGCUGAGAGUGUGCUACGAUGCCACGGUGCGCGAUUCGGACGCGUCGGUGAUUCAGUUCAACUACGGCGAGGACUCGAUCGACAUUACCAAGAGCAAGCACCUCGAGCGCUUCUCCUUCCUCUCCAAGAACACGCCCGCGCUCGUCCAGAAGUAUUACUUGACGGCGGCCAGACAAGCGCUUCAGACCAAGCCCACCAAGCGGUACCUUAAGAAGCGGGCGAAGAACGCCAAGCUCAACGAAGAGUCCACGCUCCAAUCCGAGUUCGAGACCUUCCUCCACCUGGGUGCCGUGUCCGAGCGCUACCAGGAGAAGCUCGAAAAGUAUAUUGCGGCGAACCCCGACGGCACGCUCGAGAGCAAGAAGAAGGACAAGAAGAAGCCCAAGUCGCGGAACACGUCGGUCCAGUACUCGGAGACUACGUUCAGGGACCUCAUGUACCUGUACUACCACCGCUGCCAGGCCGACCCGGGCGAGUCCGUAGGCCUGCUGGCCGCGCAGUCCAUCGGCGAGCCCUCGACGCAGAUGACCCUCAACACCUUCCAUUUGGCCGGCCGAGGCGAGGCCAACGUGACGCUCGGUAUCCCGCGUCUGCGCGAGAUCAUCAUGACGGCCUCGCACAAGAUCAAGACGCCCACGAUGACCCUCCCGCUCCACGCGCACGCCGGCCAGAAGGAGGCGCAGAAGCUGGCCGACGAGCUCUACCGACUCACGCUCAACGAGCUCGUGGCCGAGCUCACCGUGACGGAGACCAUCACCUCGUCCGGGUCGCGGUCGCGCCUCUACAACGUCGCGCUCCAGUUCAAGCCCCUCAAGGACUGGCCCGUCGACACCGCCAAGCUCUCCUUCCAGCGGGUCUGCAACGCCCUCGAGGACUCCUUCAUCCCCAAGCUCCUCGGCGCCAUCCGCAAGGAGCUCAAGAUGAAGAAGACCAAGAUCAUCCAGCGGGUGCGACUCUCGGACGGGGACAUCAACCAGGCGAUGAGCGGCGAGAACGACGACGCGGAGGACCCCACCACCCAGCGCAAGAGCACGCGCAACGAGGAGGACGAGUCGGCCGCGCUCGGCAAGGAGAGGAGCCGCAAGCAGGAGCACGCCUCCUACGACGACGCCGAAGAGGAGGAGCUGAGGGAGGUGGCGGAUGCCGGUCGCAAGCAGAAGCACAGCGUCGACUCGUCGCUGUCGGAGAUGAAGACCAGGCUCAAGGGCAAGCAGGACGACGAUGAGCAGACGACUGGCAAGUCCGCUGGACCUCAGAAGGUCGCGCCCGUCAAGGCCACUACGCGUGC
Molecule: messenger RNA, 1298 nt
Organism: Acanthamoeba castellanii str. Neff
Lineage: Eukaryota; Discosea; Longamoebia; Acanthamoebidae
Product: RNA polymerase I large subunit
Exons: 5
Biological process (GO): DNA-templated transcription
Cellular component (GO): RNA polymerase I complex
Molecular function (GO): DNA binding; DNA-directed RNA polymerase activity
Source: RefSeq, a predicted model, not a curated record